AUGGACACCCUCGUGAUGUGUGGUGAAGCUCGGAUGAUAUGGCGACUCUCUACCCUCCGCCUGGAAAUUCCAGGGGAUGAGAGGAGGGAUUUCUCUCAGUGGUGCGAACACCUUGCGCAAGCUGUGGGGGAGGAUAGCUGGUGGGAUAUCUUUUGGAGCUUGCUUUGGGGAAUUUGGCUAAGACGCAAUGCGUGGAUCUUUGAGAGUAAACGAGUUGAAAUACGGGAGGUAAUAGAUCGAGCCCUUAAAUGUACUAAUGAGUUUAAGGAAGUGAAUGUGUGUAGUGGAGAAGGGAUGGGAGGAGAAAGUAAAGGGGGCAAGAAAUGGCAGAGGCCUAGGGAAGGCACUUAUAAGCUCAACUUUGAUGCAGCAGUGUUUGAGGAGGGAAGGAUUGGAUUUGGCGGAGUAAUCAGGGAUGCUAUGGGCACUAUAGUGCUGGCGUGCUGUGGUACGUUGGUGGGAAAGUAUUCGGCUGAUGUGGCGGAGGCAUUAGCAGCUCGAAAAGUGCUGACGAUAGCGGGGGAGGCGGGAAUUCGUGUGGAUUCAGUUGAGGGAGACUGUCUCAAAUUGAUCGUGCACUUACAGAAGCAAACCGCAGAACUGUCGAGCUUUGGCAACUUAGUGCAGGACAUUCUAGCUCUUAAUGUAGUAGGGUCUUGUCCAGUUUUUCAGCACAUUUGUAGGAAUGGCAACAAGGUUGCUCAUUGUCUUGCGAAGCUAAGUAGAUCUUUUAAUACCAGCCGUGUUUGGUUGGAGGAUCUCCCUAGUGAAAUCCAGACUUGUAUUUCGGAUGAUUUGGUGAUUGAUGAAUAA
Beta vulgaris subsp. vulgaris (sugar beet) is the source of this 813-nucleotide messenger RNA. RefSeq lists its product as uncharacterized. The record is from RefSeq and is a predicted model, not a curated record. Bases 1 to 813 code for a protein of 270 amino acids. Gene Ontology annotation, molecular function: nucleic acid binding; RNA-DNA hybrid ribonuclease activity. The transcript has a single exon. Lineage: Eukaryota; Viridiplantae; Streptophyta; Magnoliopsida; Caryophyllales; Amaranthaceae.